Molecule: messenger RNA, 3662 nt
Organism: Scleropages formosus (Asian bonytongue)
Lineage: Eukaryota; Metazoa; Chordata; Actinopteri; Osteoglossiformes; Osteoglossidae
Product: sodium/potassium-transporting ATPase subunit alpha-1
Exons: 22
Coding region: 40-3114 (1024 amino acids)
Biological process (GO): intracellular sodium ion homeostasis; intracellular potassium ion homeostasis; potassium ion import across plasma membrane
Cellular component (GO): plasma membrane
Molecular function (GO): P-type sodium:potassium-exchanging transporter activity; ATP binding; ATP hydrolysis activity
Source: RefSeq, a predicted model, not a curated record
GGCGCUGGCUCUGGGACAUUCUGACACACAGACGAAGACAUGGGACUCGGGAAGGGCCAUGAAAAAUAUGAGCUGGCAGCUACAUCUGAGCAGGAUGGGAAGAAGAAGUCGAAGGGCAAGAAGAAAGAAAAGGACAUGGAUGAGCUGAAGAAAGAAGUCGAUCUGGACGACCACAAGCUCACACUGGAUGAACUACAGCGCAAAUAUGGCACAGACCUGACCAGGGGCUUGUCUGUCUCACGCGCUGCUGAGAUCCUGGCCCGCGAUGGUCCCAAUGCCCUGACCCCACCCCCCACCACCCCAGAGUGGGUCAAGUUCUGUCGUCAGCUUUUUGGUGGGUUCUCCAUGCUGCUGUGGAUCGGCGCCAUCCUCUGCUUCCUGGCGUACGGCAUCCAAGCAGCGUCAGAAAACGAGCCGACCAACGAUAAUUUGUACCUGGGUGUUGUCCUUUCUGCUGUUGUCAUCAUCACUGGCUGCUUCUCUUAUUACCAAGAGGCAAAGAGCUCCAAAAUCAUGGACUCCUUCAAGAACCUUGUUCCUCAGCAAGCCCUGGUGAUCCGUGAUGGUGAGAAGAAGAGCAUCAAUGCUGAGGAUGUGGUGGUUGGAGACCUGGUGGAGGUGAAGGGAGGAGACAGAAUCCCUGCUGACCUGCGAAUCAUUUCUGCUCAUGGAUGCAAGGUGGACAACUCCUCCCUCACUGGUGAAUCUGAACCUCAGACUCGUUCUCCUGACUUCUCCAAUGACAACCCUCUUGAGACCAGGAACAUUGCAUUCUUCUCUACCAACUGUGUUGAAGGAACUGCUCGUGGUAUCGUUAUCAACACUGGGGACCGCACUGUCAUGGGCCGCAUUGCCACCCUUGCUUCUAGUCUGGAAGUGGGACGCACCCCCAUUGCCAUUGAGAUUGAGCACUUUAUCCACAUCAUCACUGGCGUGGCAGUCUUCCUAGGUGUGACCUUCUUCAUCCUGUCCCUCAUUCUGGGAUAUGGCUGGCUGGAGGCUGUCAUCUUCCUCAUUGGAAUCAUCGUUGCCAAUGUACCUGAGGGGCUCCUUGCCACUGUCACAGUGUGCUUGACCCUCACUGCUAAGCGAAUGGCCAAGAAGAACUGUCUGGUUAAGAACCUGGAGGCUGUGGAGACCCUUGGCUCCACCUCUACAAUCUGCUCUGACAAAACAGGCACCCUGACCCAGAACCGAAUGACUGUGGCCCACAUGUGGUUUGACAACCAGAUCCAUGAGGCUGAUACCACAGAGAACCAGAGUGGCACCUCCUUCGACAGGAGCUCCGCCACCUGGGCUGCUCUGGCACGAACUGCUGGCCUGUGCAACCGCGCGGUCUUCUUGGCAGAACAAAACCAUGUUCCCAUCCUCAAGCGGGAUGUUGCAGGUGAUGCCUCGGAGUCUGCUUUGCUGAAGUGUAUUGAGCUGUGCUGUGGCUCAGUCAAAGAGAUGAGGGACAAGUACACAAAGAUUGCUGAGAUUCCGUUCAAUUCCACCAACAAAUACCAGCUCUCCAUCCACAAGAACCCCAAUGCCAAUGAAACCAAGCACCUCCUGGUCAUGAAAGGAGCCCCAGAAAGAAUCCUGGACCGUUGUUCCACCAUUCUGAUACAGGGGAAAGAGCAGCCACUUGAUGAUGAGAUGAAGGAUGCUUUUCAGAACGCCUACCUGGAGCUGGGUGGCCUGGGCGAGAGAGUGCUUGGUUUCUGCCAUUUCUUCCUUCCUGAUGACCAGUUUCCUGAAGGAUUCCAGUUUGACACCGAAGAAGUUAAUUUUCCCACUGAGAAUCUGUGCUUUAUUGGUCUCAUGUCAAUGAUUGACCCUCCACGUGCUGCAGUGCCCGACGCUGUGGGCAAAUGCCGAAGUGCUGGAAUCAAGGUUAUCAUGGUUACUGGUGACCACCCAAUUACAGCCAAGGCCAUUGCCAGAGGUGUGGGUAUCAUUUCAGAGGGCAAUGAGACUGUGGAGGACAUUGCUGCCCGAUUAAACAUCCCAGUUCGAGAAGUAAAUCCAAGAGAUGCCAAGGCCUGUGUGGUUCAUGGUGGUGACCUUAAGGACCUGACCUCAGAGCAGCUGGAUGACAUUCUCAAACACCACACUGAGAUUGUGUUUGCCAGGACUUCUCCUCAGCAGAAGCUGAUUAUCGUGGAGGGCUGUCAGCGACAGGGUGCCAUUGUAGCUGUGACAGGAGACGGUGUCAACGAUUCUCCUGCGCUAAAGAAAGCUGACAUAGGUGUUGCUAUGGGCAUUGCGGGAUCUGAUGUCUCCAAGCAGGCUGCUGACAUGAUUCUCCUGGAUGACAACUUUGCAUCCAUUGUGACUGGAGUGGAAGAAGGUCGCUUGAUCUUUGACAACCUUAAGAAAUCCAUUGCCUACACGCUGACUAGUAACAUUCCUGAGAUCUCACCCUUUCUCCUGUUCAUCAUCGCCAACAUCCCAUUGCCCCUGGGAACAGUCACCAUCCUCUGUAUCGACUUGGGGACUGACAUGGUUCCUGCCAUCUCCCUGGCUUAUGAAGCUGCUGAAAGUGAUAUCAUGAAAAGGCAGCCCAGGAAUCCCAUAACAGACAAGUUGGUGAACGAAAGACUCAUCAGUAUGGCCUAUGGCCAGAUUGGCAUGAUGCAAGCAACAGCUGGUUUCUUCACCUAUUUUGUCAUCCUGGCCGAGAACGGCUUCCUGCCCUCCACACUCCUGGGCAUCCGUGUUGGUUGGGACGACAAGUACGUUAAUGACCUGGAGGACAGCUAUGGGCAGCAGUGGACAUACGAACAAAGAAAGCUUGUGGAAUAUACCUGCCAUACUGCCUUCUUUGUCAGCAUCGUUAUUGUGCAGUGGGCUGACUUGAUCAUCUGUAAGACCAGGAGAAACUCUAUACUCCAACAAGGGAUGAAGAACAAGAUCCUCAUCUUUGGUCUGUUUGAAGAAACGGCUCUGGCUGCCUUUGUGUCCUACUGUCCAGGGAUGGACGUAGCCCUGCGAAUGUACCCCCUCAAGCCAUGCUGGUGGUUCUGUGCCUUCCCGUACUCCUUGCUCAUCUUUCUGUAUGACGAAGCCAGAAGAUAUAUCCUGCGACGCAGCCCAGGAGGCUGGGUGGAGCGAGAGACCUACUACUAGGGACCUGUCCCACAGCAGCUGCAUCUUUUUUUUUUCUGCUUUGGACAGGCAUAUCAGCCUUUUAUAGCACUCUUGUGGUGACUUCGGAUGUGUUUAUAUUUAAGAAAAAGCUCUUUGUGGUAAGUUACAGUUGAAACAGAUGCUCGUGACAUGUCUUGGCUGUACAAGAUAGAUUAAAAAGUGAUUUUAAACGAGCCAGUGUGUUCUCUGACGUUUCCACUCGUCCGUCUUUGUUUUGCCAGUCUAAAACGCGUGUAAAAGGACACUGCCCAAAAUAAACAGCAAGAACGGCCCCCGAGGAAAAGUGCUUGUUUCCCACAGCCUUUUCUAUUUUUCACACUGGAGCGAAAUGAAGCGCGAGCGAGUGGCGGGUUCCGCUGCUUAAGUUUAGCUUCAGCUUCAGCUUCAGCUUCGAUCGCCUCAGUCUCAGAAACUAAGAGAAAGACACGCAGCGCGUCGCCAGCAGCGCCUGAGGAGCCGAACCACCGAUGGCCAAAAAAACACAAAGAACAAUAAACUUGUAUACUUAGUGACGAAAUGAUGCGCUA